Rhinocladiella mackenziei CBS 650.93 is the source of this 972-nucleotide messenger RNA. RefSeq lists its product as uncharacterized. NCBI's taxonomy places the organism in Eukaryota, Fungi, Ascomycota, Eurotiomycetes, Chaetothyriales, Herpotrichiellaceae. Bases 1 to 972 code for a protein of 323 amino acids. The transcript has 2 exons. The record is from RefSeq and is a predicted model, not a curated record.
AUGAAGACCUUCGGCCGAGAAACCACGGGCGUCGAAGUCGUCAACGAGCUCAAAGACCAAGUUGAGGGAAGGACAAUCGUCGUCACAGGCGCAAGUGAGAAAGGACUAGGAGGAGAAACAGCGGUGGCCCUCGCGCACGCGAACCCAGCACAUCUCAUUCUCCUAGCUCGUUCUCAAUCUCGCGUUGAGUCCAUCAUGUCUCGAAUCAAAGAACUCAACCCGGCCGUCAAAGUGACGUUCGUUCCCAUCUCUCUGGAUGAUCUCGACUCAGUCCGCGCCGCAGCAAGCACCAUCAACGCCGCCAUCGAAAAGCUAGACAUCCUCAUCAACAACGCCGGCAUCAUGGCCAUCGAAACCUACCAGACCAGCAAGCAAGGAAUCGAGAUCCAAUUCGCCACCAACCACGUCGGCCACUUUCUGUUCACCAAGCUACUGUGGCCCAAGAUCAAGGCUGCCGGCCCAGGAUCUCGUAUCAUCAACCUGACCAGUCUCGGCCACAAGAUCGGCCCCGUCCGCUUUGAUGACUACAACUUCUCGGACGGUCAGGAAUACGAUCCGUGGUCCGCCUAUGGACAGUCAAAGACCGCCAAUGUGCUCUUCUCGCUCGCUCUUGCCCAGAAACUCCGCCCCCUCGGCAUGCAAAGCUACGCCGUCCACCCCGGCGGCAUCUUCGGAACAUCUCUGGCCGAUCACAUUAAGGACGUUGUCGCCGCGCUGGCCAGCAUCGAGCCAAUCGCCCAGAGAAACACAGGGCGUCAUUUCCCUCUGGAUGCCGACCCACCCAAGAGCAUAGAGCAGGGGAUCGCGACGACGCUGGUUGCGGCGUUGGAUCCGAGAAUCGUGCCUCAGAGUGGUAUGUACAUGGCGGACGCCAAGUGUGAGCCCACGUAUGAAUAUGCCGAGAGUCUCGAGAAUGCUGAGAAAUUGUGGAAAUUGAGUGAGGAGCUCGUUGGGGAGAAGUUUGAUAUUUGA